AUGUCGGGCAAUGCUGGGAUCAGAGUGGGUGGCAAAAUUCCCAAGUCAUUCAACCUAAAGGGCCGUGAACCGCCGCAUACACUGACAACGCAUGGAGUGUCAAGAGGGGGCGUCAUCGAAUUCAAGUAUGAAGUCAAGAACGCCAACAGCGUCAUGAGGUAUGAGUUUCAGACGGAUUGCAAUGACAUCAAAUUCGGGUUUGAUCGCGUGGACGCGAAAGGGAAGAAGACGGCCAUUUUGAAACUGGAGAAGUACAACAGUCACAUGGUACCUGAGAACGGAGAAAUCCUGAUCUCUGAAACUGGCACAUACGUUGCACGAUUUGACAACAGUCACAGCUGGACCAAAUCAAAGAAGCUUUCCUAUUGGCUGGAGCUACUAGAGCCUAGUGACGUAGAACCAGAGUUUCAGGAGAUGGUGGAAGGAGCAGAUAGCAUGAACCUCAACGAUUAAAGAU
Molecule: messenger RNA, 457 nt
Organism: Strongylocentrotus purpuratus (purple sea urchin)
Lineage: Eukaryota; Metazoa; Echinodermata; Echinoidea; Camarodonta; Strongylocentrotidae
Product: SEC14-like protein 2
Exons: 4
Coding region: 1-453 (150 amino acids)
Cellular component (GO): cytoplasm
Source: RefSeq, a predicted model, not a curated record